Molecule: messenger RNA, 2508 nt
Organism: Gadus morhua (Atlantic cod)
Lineage: Eukaryota; Metazoa; Chordata; Actinopteri; Gadiformes; Gadidae
Gene: vsig10
Product: V-set and immunoglobulin domain containing 10
Exons: 10
Coding region: 284-1933 (549 amino acids)
Source: RefSeq, a predicted model, not a curated record
UACUGUACCUUUAAACAGGUGAAACCAGGGUGUGGUUUGGUAUCGCAAAGUUUCCGGAAUAACGUGCUUCGGUAAAUAACUAAUGGAGAACUGUAGACAGCACCACCGACAUGUAAAAUGUGCGAAUGUGUGUAUGUAGUAUAGCCUGGUGUGGCGGUUUUAUUUGAUAAUGGGCAUACGACGAAUGCAACUUGUGUAUUGAGUAUAGAGCGCUAGUAGACCUGUCCGACAGGCUGGAAGAGCGACUCUUUGUUUAAUACUCUCGAUAUGUAGGGAAGCGAUCAUGAGGGUUGUUAUCGCUGCGGUUUUCCUUCAACUUAUUUUGUAUGUUUCGGGUGAACACACCAACGGUGAGUCUCUUGCAAUUGUUGGACGGUGCCUUAUCCUGCACAAUGGAAGUAUCGCUGUCAACGGACUUAUUCCGGUUAAUGGUAGCUACCUGUGCAAGGCCACGUCUCAAGACAACCCAACUCAGGCAAGUGUUGAACUGCAUGUUAUUGUGCUGAGAAGACAGCCCCUCCGUCCAACGCCCUUCAGUGAGGAGGGCUCCCUGGCUGGGGUGUGUGUCAUCUUGGAGAACGGAAGUAUUUCUCUGCAUGGGGUUUUCCUGGAUGGUGUGGGGAGCUACAGCUGCCUCACCACCUCCCCAAACAACAUGAUCCAAACUGUUUCUUUACAGGUUCUUGGUGCCGAGGAAAGGUUGUCUGUGUCCAUUGUUCCCACGUUCCCUCUCCCCAACGGCACGCUGGUGGCGUACCGCGGCCUCAACGUGUCCUUCAACUGCUCCAGCUCAUCCGCCCCGCCCUCUCGGACUCUGUCCUGGGGCCACUGGGGGGCCGGCCCCAGCAAUGCAACGCUGGCGUCAGGCCGUGGGGCUUGGCUGGGCCUCCGCAUCCCGGACAUCCAGCCAGGUGACCAGGGGGAGUACUGGUGUGAAUCCCGGAGCAACCUGACCUCCCGCAGAACCAACUGCAGCACCAAGCUCCUCGUCUACUACGCCCCGGCGCAGCACCCUGACUGUAUGUGGGAGCUGGGCCCGGACCCCUCUGAGGUCCAGUUCAACUGCACCUGGCCCGGGGCGUACCCCACGCCCAUGCUACGCUGGGUGGAGAUCCACGACGGGCCGGACACCCAGGCCAAAGACCACCUCUACGUCUCCGACCAGGCCGACAGCCUGGUGGUCAGCCUGAACAGGACCGGGCUGUUCAACGGCCAGACACUAAAGUGCAUCGCAGAGCACCCCGCACUACAGCAGGAAGAACACAAGUCCUGUCUCCUGAAUCUCAAGCUUCCGUACCCUGAGGGGAACCCACUGGUCACGGCCCUGGAGAAGACUAACGUGACUCUGAUCUGCACGGAGGACAGCUCCGUCCCACCCGCCGACACCACCUGGAGGAGGGGGUUGCAGCAGGUGGAGAUCAAGCCCGGCUCCAAGUACUCGGUGGUCGGGUCAGGCCCAGAACUCCGCCUGACCAUCUACAACUUGAGCAAGGAGGAUGAGGGCAUCUACUUCUGCCGAAGCGAGAACCCCCUGGCCGUCCGCGAGCUGGAGGUCUACCUGACCGUGAAGGCCUCAUCCACCUACACCGGGGCCAUUAUCGGCCUCUUCAUCGCACUGCUCGUCGUCGGCACCGGUGUCAUCACGGCUAAACUGGUGUACUGCAGUUCCGACCGGAUCUGUCUUGGAAAUGGCUUUGGGAGGAUGGAGGAAGACAGGGGAGACGUCAUAAGUCUGGUGGACUCUGAGGAAGAGGUCUUCGAGCAGACAGUACCUCGACUCCCCCCUGUGACAAACGGGCAUCACACCACCCACGCUGAGAUACACCCCGUUCCUGUUGGUGACGGCGAGGAUAUAGACUCCACUGAGACGAGUGCCCAGCAGAGAGAAAACAUUGUAGAAAUUGAAGAUCCGCUACAGUUAAUAAAGUUCUAAGACUGGCCGUUUUUUUAUAUCGCAUUUUUUUUUGGAUACAUUAACUCUUUAUGUGACUGUGAACAGAGAAACUGUACAAAAAGUAUUUUUAUUUUUUUUUACCUUUUCUUGUGAUUUGUGUGAGUGUAUUAAUUAUUGGUACGGUGGGUUGGUUAAUGUCUUCAAAUUGUAUUAUUAUUUUUUCAGGUUAAAAUUUGAUCUUUUUUAUUUUUCUGACAUCACUCUGACUCUCUAGUAAAUAAUACUAUCAAGUGAUAUAAUAUGAAUGGUGGGUACUUCCCACUAGGUUAGCUACAUUGUACUGUUGCGCCGUCUUUGUGUCUCUGACUGUCCGUCAAGUUGUAUCAUAUUCUAGACUACCAAUGUUCUUUUAAUUCAAUAGUUCUUCUGCUGGAGUCCUGUUUAUUCACAUUAUAUGUCCUACUGUCAGAACCUAGACACUUGCGGAGCUCUGUGCUCUACAGCGCACCUUUCCUAGAGCUAUGUGUAGGCUAAUUAUGUCAGACGUCAAAAUCGAUCAUUAAUUUAGCCAUUCAAAUACAUCAAACAAUAAAAUACAUCCUGAUCGUUUCCGA